AAUAAUGAUCCAAAAUAAAAAACUACUCUUCUAUGACGCUUGUAAUUAUUGACUUCGAGUGUGCAUAUUAGAUAAGACGUAACAAGAAUCGCUACUUGUAAGAAAGGAUGCAUUGGAAUAACAAUAAUGAUAUGCUUCUUUCUUUUUUAGGACCUACAAAGGAUAGCGAGGAACUCAAAGAAAAAGAAAGAAAACAAAAAAUGAGGUUAUUCGAAAGGUCCGUUAAGCAGAACCCUCUACGACAAAAUGCUGUACUAGUUCUCAAAUAUUCGACGGCUAUACCGUUUAAGACCCGUUUCAAUAGAAUCCUCUGUUCUUACUGCUAUAUAGAAUUUGAGAAUAUUGAAACAUUGAGAGAUCAUAUGAAAACUAAACAUGCAAAGGUCGACCACAAUAGCGCUUUUUACAAAGUAGUGGAUGACCUGAAAAUUGAUAUAAGCAACUUCAAAUGUAACCUAUGUAUGCAAGAUGUAGACAGUGUAGAAAUAUUUAUGACUCAUUUAUUACGCGAUCACGGUAAAGCAGUGAACUUUGAAAUACCUUUUGGUGUGUUGCCUUAUCGACAGAACGAUGCCGGCGAAUGGAUGUGCUUGUAUUGCAAGAAAAAGUUUGAAGGAUUCUCAGAAAUGAAUGGACAUUUGAGAAGUCAUGCUACAAUAUUUACUUGCGAUCAGUGUAGCGCCACCUUCCUGUCUUACCACGGACUCAAACAGCAUGAGCGUGGUUUCCGGUGUGACAAAUCUGGGUAUAAACCACGAUACGGUCUAGCUUUGAGGCAAAGGCUUAACACAGAAAUCAUCUUGCAAUGUUCCACGGCCUGGCCGUUUAGGACUUGGGGCCAGAACUUUAACUGUUCUCUUUGUCGCGUCCAAGCGAAUGAUCCUGGUGGAUUACGUGCACACAUGGCAUGCCGUCACGCGAAUUUCGACAUCAAGCUUGUGUUCAGCAGAAAGCUACGUAAGGAAUACCUUAAAUUGGAUCUUACCGAUUUAAAAUGUAAACUUUGCUUCAUGGGCAUAGAAUCUCUGGACGAUCUUUUGUCCCAUUUAAAAAACGUCCAUAAACAACCGAUCGACGAUGACGUUGAGCUGUCUGGGGUUAUGCCCUUCAAACUGAAGGAUGGAUCGAGUUGGCAUUGUGCCAUAUGUAAAAGUCAGUUCUCCGAUUUCUUAUCCCUAAACAAGCAUACCGUUGAACAUUUUCAGAAGUACGUUUGCGACACUUGUGGCGAGGGUUUUAUCACUGAAGCGGCGCUAAGGGCUCACGCAAAGAUACCUCACGAUAAUAAGCACAACUGCCGUAGAUGCAAAGCGACGUUUCAGACUUUGGAGGAGAGGAAUAUACAUAUGAAAACCCAGCAUCCCAUGCCUUACUUGUGCGCGUAUUGUAAAGAGCGGCCAUUGCCAAGGUUCGCAUCUUGGGAGUUACGAAGGCGCCAUCUAAUCGAGAGCACAGAAAAUUUACAUUUAGGUGAAACGUUUAAAAUUGAAAAACGUCGGUAUCAAAGAAGCGCGAGGGCCGAAUCGAGGUUUGUUACCAAGAAAAACGCAAGCGCAUUACUGGAAUGUUGGUCUAUUUGCCCAUUUAGAUGGAAAAGGAACAGGUUCAAAUGUGCAUAUUGCGAGGAAAACUUUACUGAUUGCACAAAAUUGAGGACCCAUGUCAGGCUGUGCUCCACCCAACACAGCAUCAAAGACAUAUACAGCAAGUUUAAAGAAAUGACUCUAAUAAAUGUAGAUAUCACUGAAGCCUCGUGCAGAAUUUGUGAUUUACCAUAUGGUGAAGUGAAUGAAAUGCGUCACCACGCCGCCGAACAUGGCUAUGAGAUUGAUACUUCACAUCCGGAUGGUGUCCUGCCAUUUUAUUUGGACAAAGAGUCUUGGAGAUGCGUUAUAUGCCAUGAGAUAUUCAACAACUUCUUAAAACUCUACGAACACAUGAAUACUCACUACCAGCAUUAUAUAUGCGCGACUUGCGGCAAAGGGUACAUGACAGCGCCUCGCCUGAGGAAGCAUUCGGAAGUUCAUAUAACAGGGACCUUUCCGUGUGAUAAAUGCAAAAGAGUCUUUACAAUGAGAGCAGCAAGAGAUUACCACAAAAGUCACGCCCACGCUAAAGGACCUCGAUAUGAAUGCCCGCAAUGUAAUAUGAGAUUCGGUGGCUAUUACGAAAGAAUGAAUCAUUUAAACGAAGCACACAGAGAGAAAGAAGUUGCUUAUAAGUGUGCUCAUUGCGAGCUAUCUUUCAAAACAAGCGGAAAACGUGCCACUCACGUGAAAUCCAUACAUUUCCCCCAGCAACGUAACUUUGCUUGUCCAUUCUGCAAAUGGUUCUUCAAAACUGGCUACGAGUUGAAAAGGCACAUAGUCCGGCAUACAGGGGAGAGAAAUUUUUGUUGUACGCUUUGCGGGAAGACGUUCCCAAGGAACAGAGCGUUGAGAAAGCACUUGAAAACGCACGAGGAUCUGAAUUGUAAAUGGUGCGGUGUAAUGUUUAGCCAGAAGGCAUUGCUGGUGGAUCAUUUCCGAAUAAAUCAUCCAGACAUCAGUGAUUUCAUGCUAACUGGCUUGGAGAAAAUCUAGUGCUAGAAUGAAUACUAUAUAAUAAUGUGUUUGUAUUUUACUAUUUAAUAAAAUUAUUGAAAUUUUCCCGAAACAUUAUUUUUAUAAAACUAUCGAAAUAUGCAUGGCUUGGGGUUUUGGGUAA
This is a messenger RNA of Pararge aegeria (speckled wood butterfly), 2706 nucleotides long. Its product is annotated as zinc finger protein 729-like. Lineage: Eukaryota; Metazoa; Arthropoda; Insecta; Lepidoptera; Nymphalidae. The record is from RefSeq and is a predicted model, not a curated record. The coding region runs from base 108 to 2582 and encodes 824 amino acids. The transcript is spliced from 2 exons. Gene Ontology annotation, cellular component: chromosome. Gene Ontology annotation, molecular function: chromatin insulator sequence binding. Gene Ontology annotation, biological process: regulation of transcription by RNA polymerase II.